Messenger RNA from Neltuma alba, 2523 nucleotides. Its product is annotated as cation/H(+) antiporter 15-like. Gene Ontology annotation, biological process: proton transmembrane transport; regulation of pH. Gene Ontology annotation, molecular function: antiporter activity. NCBI's taxonomy places the organism in Eukaryota, Viridiplantae, Streptophyta, Magnoliopsida, Fabales, Fabaceae. Bases 1 to 2523 code for a protein of 840 amino acids. The record is from RefSeq and is a predicted model, not a curated record. Gene Ontology annotation, cellular component: endomembrane system; membrane. The transcript has 3 exons.
AUGAAUGCUCCCGUCUUCAAAGAAUAUACUCUAUUGCUCAGUCAAAAUGGCACGUUGGAGGUCUGUUUCGAUAAGCAGGUCUCCUAUGGAUCUGGUUAUUGGCUGGAAAAUUCCUUACAAGUCACCAUGCCUCUGUUUUCUCUGCAACUCGCUAUAAUUUUAUCAUUGAAUCGCCUCUGCAUCCUUGCCUCAGCACCGUGGCACUUGCCUCGUAUUGUCACUGAUAUUUUUGCUGGGUUUUUGACUAGUCCAGCUGUUCUGGGUCGCUCUCCUUUUUAUGUCAAACACAUAUUCCCUUUCAGUAGUAUGAUGGCAUUGGAAACCGUGGCAGCUUUGACCCUUGUUUACUAUAUGUUCUUGAUCGGUUUAGAGUUUGAUUUGAGACCGAUAAGGCGUUCUGGGAACAAGAAGGCUAUAAUUGUAGCCACUGCUGGUAUAAUCUUCUCUAUUCCUUUUGGGAUUGGAUUGUAUUACCUGCUUCUCUCUGACUUGGGACGCAAGCACUUGUCUCCUACGAUAACUGGAACGAGACAUUUCACCGGUGCUAUGAUAUGGGGAAUGACCCUUUCUUGCAGCGAGUUCCCUGAGAUCGCGAAGAUUCUCACGAGCCUCAAGCUUGUUCUCGACGACAAUGGACAAUUGGCUUUAACCUCUGCUCUCAUCAACGACGUCUUCUCUUGGAUCUUCCUUGUAAUAUCAAUAGCAGCACUCCAUGGAGCUUCAGGAGCAUCCAUCGCCUCCACCAUUGUCUUUCUUUUAAUAGGGAUCUACGUGGUUCAUCCCCUUGCCCAGUGGCUCUUCCAGAAAGUUGGCACAAAGGACAGAGAUUUGAUUGACGCUCAAGUUGUGUUUCUCUUGCAUAUGGUUUUGCUCUUUGGAUUCCUCGCCGAUGGAUUCGGAGCUCAUUCCAUCACAGGGGCUUACGUUUUAGGAGCUAUCACCCCAAAGGGUAUAAUCUCAAAGGCGGUUCAGGAAAAAGUGCUUGAUUUUGUGACAGCAUUCAUGAUGCCAGUCUUCUUUGCGGUUCUUGCGGAGAGAAUCCAUGUCGAAGACUUCGCCUUGGGCAUCCAUUGGAUAAGCGUUGUGGUGAUUGUUUUGCUGGCUUUCAUGGCCAAGAUUUUGUCCACUCUAGCCGUCUAUAUGCUCCACAGGCUGCCUCUCAAGGAAGGCAUCUCUCUUGGAGUACUCAUGAAUACCAAAGGAAUAGUGUCAAUCAUCAUUCUUUCCACCGGCAGGGACAUGCUGGCACUGAACGACCAAACCUUUGGGGUUAUGCUUCUGAUAUGCUGGAUAAUGACGAUUCCCGCGGAGCCUGUCUUAGCCGCCAUAAGCAAAUUCACGAGUCCCAGUAUUGGGAGUAGCCUACGUAGGACCAUGCUGGGGACAAGACCGGACAUGCCGCUCAGAGUGCUUGCCUGUGUCCACACAUCACGCGACGCCAAUGUGAUUGUCAGUCUGUUGAAGGAAUCGAACCCAACGGUUAAAUCCCCAAUCCAGGUUUUCGCGGUAGAGCUUGUGAAGAUGACAAGCCGCCCCACCACAGCACUAAUCCUAGAUGAUGCUCAUAAGCAAGUAAUGGAGUCCAAAUCUAAGAAAGACCUCUUGCGAGGUCUCAAUCCAGACGGCAACAACAAGACAGGGACAGAAGAUAGCCUUGAGUGCUUCGAAAACCUUAGCCAAGCUAUAUUCGCUGAGAAGUUAAGGGUCGUGUCUGAUUACAACACCAUGCACAAAGACAUGUUCCAUCUAGCGAAGCAAAAAGGAGUGACACUCAUGCUAACCACACUUUACAAACAACCGACAUACGAUGGUUUAGGUGCAGGCACAGCCACAGCUAGAGCUGCUAACAUAGUGAACAGAGAAUCUUCGAGCAAGGAUGAGAAAAAAGUAGUGCUUGAGAACCUAGUGAAGGAAACACCAUGCUGUCUGGGGAUAUUCAUAGAUCGUGGGUUAGGCCAAAAGCGAGGCAAAGAGCAGAAAUUGGCAAUGUUCUACGUGGGUGGGGCAGAUGAUCGUGAAGCAUUGUCGUACGCAUGGAGGAUGUGUAGAAGCCCAAACACAAAAUUAACAGUGGUAAGGAUCAUCUGGGACAAUCCCAGUGACGGAUUUGAUCAAACAGAUGAAGAGUACCUAACAUUCUUCAAAAUCCAAACGAGAGACAUGGGGGGAUCGGUGAAGUACAUAGAGAAAGUGGUGAGAGACGAGAAGGAGACGUUGGCGUUGCUGAACAGUGUGGGAGACAAUGGGUACGAUUUGUACAUAGCAGGGAGAGGGCAAGGAAGGAGGAUGUCGCUGGCACAAACGCUUGACCCUGUGCUGGAGGAGCCGGCGUUGGGGCCACUCGGCGAUACGUUGGCGGAUUUGAAUUCUGCGGCGGAGACUUCGAUUUUGAUAUUGCAGUCGCAAGCUAGCGGUGAUGGGAAUGCGGAGCCAGCGCCGUCUGAGUAUGCUUAUUUUGAAGGACACGGCGAUCUAAUGCUGCGUGGAGGGCGUAUGGCAUGGCGGGCUUCUGAUUUUAAUUGA